This is a messenger RNA of Triplophysa rosa, 4768 nucleotides long. Its product is annotated as zinc finger protein 271-like. Lineage: Eukaryota; Metazoa; Chordata; Actinopteri; Cypriniformes; Nemacheilidae. The transcript has 5 exons. The record is from RefSeq and is a predicted model, not a curated record. Bases 160 to 3663 code for a protein of 1167 amino acids.
CUAAAGAAAGAAAGAAAGUCAAACAUCAAGCGCUGCGUGUUCACAUCACUCUGAUUUUCACGUGCUUUGUGUGUAUUUCGUGAUCAAACCUCCACAGAGUCUCUGGAUUCUGUCUGUAACGCUGGAGAACAGCAGAUCCUGAACACCAGACCACUCAACAUGUGUUCUGUCACACUGAUGGAGAUGAAAACAGAACUCACAGUGAAGGAAGAACAGACUGAUGAAGAUGAGAAUCAUGAUGGUUUUGUUCCUUCAGGUGAAAUGGUGAAUGACAGGAAGCUGGAGAUAAAAACAGAACCCAAAUCAGAGGAAGAACAGACUGAUGAAGACAGCGGGAACAUGAUGGACAUAGAACCCACAGCAGAGGAGCUUUACACUGACGAAGAUGACAAUCAUGAUGAUGAUGAUGAUGAUUUUAUUCCUUCAGAUGAGAGCGGUGAUUCAUGUUGUGAUGGAGAAACGGCCUCUACAUCAAAACAGCGACUGACAGCACAAACUCUUUCCUGCAUCACCUGUGGAAAGACAUUCAGUUCACAGAGACGUUUAGAGACACAUGAGAGAAAACACACAGAACAGAAACUCUUCACCUGCACCAGAUGUGACAUCAGCUUUCCUACCUUACAAGAGAAGAAACUUCAUUCACAAGAGCACAGAGACCAGAAACACUUUCACUGUCAGCAGUGUGGGAGAGCUUGUGUCUCGUCUUCUAGUCUGAACGCUCACAUGAGGACACACACUGGAGAAAAACCUUUCCACUGCAGUCAAUGUGGCAAAUAUUUCAGCAGCAAACAAUAUCUUGUUGCUCAUCAGAGAAUUCACACGGGAGAAAAACCGUACGCGUGUCCUCACUGUGACAAGAGAUUCAACCACAGACCUCAUCUGAAGAAACAUGUGCUUGUCCACACCGAUGAGAGACCGUAUCAGUGCAGUGAAUGUGGAAAAACCUUUAGACAGUCAUAUGGUCUGAAGGUACACCAGAGAACUCACUCUGAGGAGAAACUCUAUCAGUGUUCACACUGUGAUAAACGCUUCCGUCAGAAAUCUCAGCUGAUAACUCAUGAGAGAAUUCACACUGGAGAGAAACCAUAUGUCUGCUCUCACUGUGGAAAGAGAUUUACUGAUCAAAGUACUUUUAGGGUUCAUCUGAGAAUCCACACUGGAGAGAAACCUUAUCAGUGCAGUGUUUGUGGGAAGAGUUUUAAUCGUCAUCGCCAUUUAGUGAGACACAAGAAAACUCACACUGGAGAAAGACCUCAUCUCUGUAAUGUUUGUGGGAAACGUUUCACUGAGCAAACUACUCUACUAAAUCACCAGAGACUUCACACAGGUGAAAGACCCUUCAAAUGUUCUCAGUGUGACAAGACGUUUGCUUAUGCAGAUGUCUUGAGAACCCAUGAGAGAGUUCACACUGGAGAGAAACCUUAUCACUGCUCCAUCUGUGGAAAGAGCUUCACUGAUCAUAGUACUUUUAGGGUCCAUCAGCGAGUUCACACUGGAGAGAAACCUUAUCACUGCUCCACCUGCGGCGAUAGAUUUGCAUAUUUAAGAAGUUUUCGGACUCAUCAGAAGAAACAUGCUGACGAACAAACUGAUCUAAAUUCACACCAAACAACACAUUCUGAGGAGAAACUCUAUCAAUGUUCACACUGUGAUAAAAGUUUUGUUAAAAAAUCGUACUUGGUACGUCAUGAGAGAAUUCACACUGGAGAGAAACCUUACCUCUGCUCUCACUGUGGAAAGAGCUUUACUGAUCAUAGUACUUUUAAAGUUCAUCUGAGAAUCCACACUGGAGAACGACCUUAUGACUGCAGUGUUUGUGGGAAGAGUUUCAGUCGACAUCACCAUUUAGAGAGACACAAGAGAGUUCACACUGGAGAGAAACCUCAUCACUGCAGUGUUUGUGGGAAGAGUUUCACUCAACAAACUACUCUACUGAAUCACCAGAGACUUCACACAGGUGAAAGACUUUAUAAAUGUUCUCAGUGUGACAAGACGUUUCUUUAUUCAGGUAGCUUGAGAACCCACGAGAGAGUUCACACUGGAGAGAAACCUUAUCACUGCUCCAUCUGUGGAGAGAGAUUCACUUAUUUAAGAAGUCUUCGGACUCAUCAGAAGAAACAUGCUGAAGAACAAACUGUACAAGAAUCAUCAGUUUUAAACAGAGUGUUGUGUGUGUGUGUUUGUGUUGAGAUGUUGAGGAUGACGUCACAGAUGUGCUGUAAAUCAGUGGGAACUGAUCUGUCCAUGCUGGAUAUUGAUGAUUUCAUCACAGAAAUCUGUCAGCUGAAGAAAGAGGUGGCGUUACUGGAGGAAAAGCUGAGGACAAGAGGAGAUGAACUCAACACUGAGAUUGUGGUAAAGGUCGAGUCAAACCCCACAGACGCUCAGGACACUGUGUGUGACAGUAAUCACACCUUGAAUCAGGAUGAAUCUACUGAUCAAACCUCCACAGAGUCUCUGGAUUCUGUCUGUAACGCUGGAGAACAGCAGAUCCUGAACACCAGACCACUCAACAUGUGUUCUGUCAGACUGGUGGACUGCAGGAAACUGAUGGAGAUGAGAAGACAAACACCAGCAGAAGAAGAAGAAGAAGAACAUCACACUGAUGAAGAUGAGAAUCAUGAUGAUGAUGAUGAUUUCAUUCCUUCAGAUGAGAGCGGUGAUUCAUGUUGUGAUGGAGAAACGGCCUCUACAUCAAAACAGCGACUGACAGCACAAACUCUUUCCUGCAUCACCUGUGGAAAGACAUUCAGUUCACAGAGACGUUUAGAGACACAUGAGAGAAAACACACAGAACAGAAACUCUUCACCUGCACCAGAUGUGACAUCAGCUUUCCUACCUUACAAGAGAAGAAACUUCAUUCACAAGAGCACAGAGACCAGAAACACUUUCACUGUCAGCAGUGUGGGAGAGCUUGUGUCUCGUCUUCUAGUCUGAACGCUCACAUGAGGACACACACUGGAGAAAAACCUUUCCACUGCAGUCAAUGUGACAAAUAUUUCAGCACCAAAGGAAGUCUUGUUAGUCAUCAGAGAAUUCACACGGGAGAGAAACGGUACGCGUGUCCUCACUGUGACAAGAGAUUCAACCACAGACCUCAUCUGAAGAGACAUGUGCAUUUACACACCAGUGAGAGACCGUAUGAGUGCAGUGAAUGUGGAAAAACCUUUAGUAAUUUAGAUGGUCUAAAGUCACACCAGAGAACUCACUCUGAGGAGAAACUCUAUCAGUGUUCACACUGUGAUAAACGUUACCGUCAUAAAUCUCAGCUGAUAACUCAUGAGAGAAUUCACACUGGAGAGAAACCUUACCUCUGCUCUCACUGUGGGAAGAGAUUUACUGAUUCAUCUCGUUUCGGAGUUCAUCAGAGAGUUCACACUGGAGAAAAACCUUUUCACUGCAGUGUUUGUGGGAAGAGUUUCACUCAACAUAAUAACUUACUAAAACACCAGAGAACUCACACAGGUGAAAGACUUUAUAAAUGUUCUCAGUGUGACAAGACGUUUGCUCGAUCAGAUGUCCUAAAAACCCAUGAGAGAGUUCACACUGGAGAGAAACCUUAUCACUGCUCCAUCUGUGGAGAGAGAUUCACUUAUUUAGGAAGUUUUAAUUCUCAUCAGAAGAAACAUGCUGAAGAACAAACUGCACUGGAUUCAUCAUAGUAGCGUCUUUUUCUAUUUUCAUAAACAGUGUCUGUAAUCUGAAAUAAUUGUAUUUAUAGUAAAUUACUUUGUUUUUGUGAAGUAUAUUUUCUGUAGUCUGUGGAGUUAAUUGCCAGUUUGAUUGGGGCAGGUAGGGUCUUACACUGCUAGUUGUUGUUUUUUGUCAUGAAUGAAUAGAACUGAACAUGUGUUGUGCGUCAUCAGUAUAAUUAGCAAUAUCUUCAUGAGUACGUCUGUAAGAGGUCUGCUGAAGAUCUGGAAAACAUCUUCUGUGUAAAAACAUCCGCUAAACAAUAUGAAGGCUGUUUUACCAAAUGGAGUGUGCUAUCAGGGAAUUCACAGUGCGUGUUACAAUGGCUAGUUCUUCCUAAUAGUGUGUAAACAUUUUAAAUGUAAAAAUACAUAAAAUUGAAAAUAUAGGCCAUAUUAAAAAUGUAAAAUCAAAUACAGUGGUUAGUUAAAAUCUGAUUUUAUAGAUAGAGACAAAAUUCACUUACUUUACCUUGCAUGAAAUGAAAUGUAUUUAUCUUCCAUGUGUUUCUUUGUGUUGCAUUUGAUCGUUUUCUGUAAGGCUGUUCUGCAAAAUUGUGAAUUAAAUCCUCUGACACCCAACAGUCACUUGAGAUUUAAAAGGCUGAUGUCACUUGAGAUCCUCAAAGAUGUGAGCGUCUUGACCAGCUGCAUUACCACGUUGUAUGGCAACACUACUGUGAGGGACUGUAACCGUCUGCAGAGAGUAACUUGUGAAGACUGCUGAGAAGAUCGUCAGGACUUCACUGCUCUCUCUGGAGGACAUUUACCACCCCCGACAUGGAUUGGUCACACUCUUACCCUCAGGAUGGAGGUAAAAUGCUUGUAACCAAACAGUUCUUGGACCCCAUUGACUCCCAUAGUAGGAAAAAUUACUUUAUACAUUUUUCCUAUAAAAAGAAAAUAUUUUCUUUUGUGAUGUGAUGCACUGACGUGAAAAUUAUUGGCCGAAGCCGAAUAAAAAUGAAACACUUUGCCGAAUAGCAAACACAGCUUUUCUUAUUUCUUCUAUUUAUUUAGCCAAUUUUUUCACUAUUGCAUAAACUGAAUGGUCAAAAUGUGCUUUUUAUAUUUU